UACAAAUGCUGUACCAGUCGUUUUUUGAGCGCUCUAAUCCAAACAAAACCACUUUUCAUUUAAUUCUUUUUUAAUUAAUAGAAACAAAUCUCUCUCUUCUUCUCUCUCUCUCUUAUUGGAGAUACUGCUUCUCUUUUUUUUGUUUUCUCCUUUUAGAGCGUAUUGUUUUAGGCUCUUCUUCGUUGCAGGAAUCGAGCUUUUUGAGCCCUGAAUUAGAGAAACCUACUGAGGCUUGCUGAAGAAGACUUGUCAGUGGAAAGUGAACAAAAAAGGAGAAAUUUCCUGAUUUGAAGCAUUUGGUGCAAGCUUAAUGUUCUUGUCAAGGAAAGUUGACUGAAAAUUUGAAGAGAAGAUGACCAGGCGGCGUUUUAGAGACUCUGUAAAAUCCUUCUUUGGGAGUCACAUUGACCCAGAGAAAGAUGAACAGCUAAAAGGAACUAGAACAGAGGUUGAAGACAAAGUAGAAAAGAUCUUGAAGCUUCUUAAAGAGGAAGAUGACGAAGAAAAGGAUGGGAUCUCUGCACAAAACUUCAAAAAAGAGCCUGUGGCUGAGCUGAUUGAGGAUUUUCACAGACAUUACCAAUUGCUCUAUCAACAAUACGAUCAUCUGACAGGAGAGCUAAGAAAGAAAUUUCAUGGCAAACGAGGAACAGACACAUCUUCUUCAUCAAGUUCAGACUCAGAAUCUGAUUAUUCUUCCAAGGGAAAAAGCAGUAAAAAUGGAAAAUUAGAAAGUGAGUAUCAGAAAAUAACAGAGGUUGGGAAACAAGAACUUGAAUCAGCAAAUCUAGAAAUUGCAGACCUGAAGAACAAGUUGACAUUCACCACUGAAGAAAAGGAAGCUUUGAAUUUGGAAUAUCAGGCAGCUCUAAACAAGGUACAAGCAGCAGAAGAGAUCAUCUCAAAUUUGAAGUUUGAAGUUGAAAGAUUAAAUUCAGAGAAAGCUAAACUUUCAGUUGAGAAUGAUGAAUUGAAGCAAAACCUAGAGGCCUCUGGCAAUACAGAAGCAGAAUUGAAUGAGAGGUUGAAGGAGAUUAGCAAAGAGAAGGACAACUUGAUUUUGGAUAAAGAGACUGCCAUUAGAAGAAUUGAAGAAGGAGAUAAACUAAUUGAAGACUUAAAACUUGUUGCUAAUCAGCUGCAAGAAGAAAAGGCUGUUCUUGGAAAAGAACUAGAAAGUGCUAGAGCAGAAGUUGCCAUUACGAAGCAGCAACUAGAAUCUGCAGAGCUGCUAGUCUCAGAUUUAAGCCAAAAAUUGACAGAUUCUGAGGCAGCACAUAAUUCGUUGACCUCGGAAAUUUCGGUACAGAAUAUAAAAAUGGAAGAUAUGGAAAGUGAGAGAGAUGAUCUACUCAUGGAGAAAAAGACUGCUGUGAGAAGAAUUGAAGAGUUAGAGAAGACUAUUGAAGACUUAAGAAACUUGGUUGAUGGGUUGCAGGAUGAAAAAGCAACAUUGAGGCAAGAAGUAGAAACUCUGAGGGAGGAACUUUCCAGCACAAAGCAACAACUGGAAUCUGCAGAACAGAAUGUAUCAGAUCUUACCCACAAUUUGAAAGUUGCUGACGAAGAGAAUGCUUCUCUAACCUCAAAGAUUUCAGAAAUUUCAAAUGAGAUUCACGAGGCACAGAAAUCAGUGCAGGAACUUGUGGCUGAAUCAGGUCAAUUAAGGGAGAAAUUAAGUGAGAGGGAACGGGAGUUUUCAUCUCUUGCAGAGAGGCAUGAGGCACAUGGGAAUGAAUCAUCAGCUCACAUAAAAAAAUUAGAGGCGCAGUUGACUGACCUGGAGCUGGAGCUUGAAUCAUUGCAAGCAAAAAAUAGAGAUAUGGAGCUGCAAACUGAGAGCAAUGUGUCUGAAGCAUUACGACUGGGAGAAGAAAAUUUGCGCCUAGAAGCUCAAAUUUCUGAACUAAAAGUGAUUUUAAAAGAGAGAGAAGAAGAACUUUCUGCUUUUGCAAAGAAACUUGAGGAUAAUGAGAAAGAAGCAUUAUCUAGAGUGGAAAGUCUGACAGCACAAAUCAACUCCCUGACAGCAGACUUGGAAUCUCUACGUGUCCAGAAAGCAGAGUUGGAAGAACAGAUAGUUAUUAAAGGUGAUGAAGCAUCAAUUCAGGUCAAGGGUCUCAUUGAUCAGGUUAAUGGUUUACAACAACAGUUGGAGUCCUUUCACAAUGAGAAAGCUGAAUUAGAAGUGCAACUGCAGAGGAGGAGUCAGGAAACUUCAGAAUACCUGAUUCAGAUAGAAAAUCUGAGAGGGGAAAUGGCAAGCAAGACUGAAGAUUAUCAGCAAAUUGUCACCGAUAGAGACAGUUUGACAGCACAGAUCAACACUCUUACAGUAGACUUGAAAUCUUUAGGUGCCCAGAAAGCAGAGUUGGAAGAACAGAUUGUUGUUAAAACUGAUGAAGCAUCAAUUCAGGUCAAGGGUCUCAUUGAUCAGGUUAAUGGGUUACAGCAACAAUUGGAGUCCUUUCACAAUGAGAAAGCUGAAUUGGAAGUGCAAUUGCAUAAAAGGAUUCAGGAAAUUUCAGAACACCUGAUUCAGAUCGAAAAUCUGGAGAAGGAAAUAGCAGACAAGACAGAAGAUUGUCAGCGAUCCCUUGAAGAGAGAGAAAGUUUGAGAGCACAGAUGAGCACUCUGACAGCCGACUUGAAAUCUUUAGGUGCCCAGAAAGCAGAGUUGGAAGAACGGAUGGUUAUUAAAGGUGAUGAAGCAUCAAUUCAGGUCAAGGGUCUCAUUGAUCAGGUUAAUGGGUUACAACAACAAUUGGACUCCUUACAGAACGAGAAAGCUGAAUUGGAAGUGCAACUGCAGAAAAGGACCCGGGAAAUUUCAGAAUACCUGAUUGAGAUAGAAAAUCUGAAAGAGGACAUAUCAGGCAAGACCAAAGACCAUCAGCAAACGCUUGCAGAGAAAGAAAGUUUGACAGCACAAAUAAAAGACGUGGAAUUGGAGGUGGAGACUCUACGCAACCAGACUCCUCAGCUUGAAGAACAAAUAAGAACUGAAAUUGAAGAAGGAAGACGAUUACGAGAGGAAAUCAUGGGAUUACAUAAUAAAAUUUCUGAAAUGGAAAAUGCAUCAACAGAGCGAGGCCUUGAGCUCUCUGACCUCCAUGAGAGACAUGAAAAAGGAGAAAAUGAAGCUACUGCUCAGAUAAUGGCCCUAACUACACAGGCUAACAGUCUGCAACUAGAAUUAGAUUCAUUGCAAGCUGAGAAAACCCAAUUGCAGUUAGAGCUUGAGAAAAAGAAACUAGAAUUUGCAGAAAGCCUUACACAAAUGGAAAAUGAAAAGACUGAGUUCCUGAGCCAAAUCGCAGAUCAGCAGAAACUGCUGGCAGAGCAGGAGGCAGCAUAUAGGAAGCUAAGUGAGGAGCAUAAGCAAGUGGAAGAUUGGUUCGAGGAGUGCAAGGAAAAACUCCAAGCAGCUGAAAGGAAAGUGGAAGAAAUGACAGAAGAGUUCCGUGAGAAAGCUGGUUCCAAAGAUGAGAAGGUAGCAGAACUGGAAGAAACAGUUGAGGACCUGAAAAGAGAUCUUGAAGUAAAAGGAGAUGAGCUCAAUACUUUGGUUGAUUAUGUUCGCACGAUUGAAGUUAAGCUCCGAUUGUCAAACCAAAAGCUUCGGGUCACAGAACAAUUACUAUCUGAGAAGGAAGAGAGUUUUAGAAAAGCAGAAGAAAAAUACCAGCAAGAGCAGAAAAUUCUGGAGGAAAGAGUUGCUAAACUGUCCAGAAUACUAGCUGCUACUAAUGAAGCUUGUCAGAGGAUGGUCACAGAUACCUCAGAGAAAGUAAACAAUACUUUGACAGGAGCAGAAGCUUUGACACUAAAAUUUGAAGAAGAUUGCAACAGAUAUACACAAUGUAUUGUGGAAAUGUCAAGUGAGAUUCAAGUUGCAAAAAAUUGGGUAAUUGAGUUGAAGAAUGAGAAGCAGCGACUAGGAGAAGAACUAGAUGAGCUAGUUGUGCAACUGCAAGGCACAAAAGAACGUGAAUCAGCAUUGAAAGGAAAGGUUGAACAAUUGGAGAUUAAGGUGAGCAAGGAAGAAGGAGAGAGAGCAAAUUUAACCAAAGCUAUGAACCAAAUGGAGAAAAAAGUGGCUGCAUUGGAGACGACAAUGAAAGCUAAGGAUGAAGAUAUAUUAGACCUGGGGGAGGAGAAGAGGGAAGCAAUAAGGCAACUGUGUUUGUGGAUUGAUUAUCACCGCAGUCGCUGUGAUUAUCUCAGAGAAAUGCUCUCCAAGAUGCCUGCUGUGAGAGGCCAGAGGGCGGGUUAGAAGUUUAAUAUUUCUUUUCUUAUUCCGGUAUAUUCAUUUUGAUAUUUUUGUGGCAUAUAAUGUUUCAUUGCUUCAAUUUUUUAAAAAAGGGCAUUGUCAAUAUCAAAUUUCUUGGGUGAUGGUUGGAACAGUGUUUGCAUUUGAUUCGUCAACAUUAGUUUGUAUAGAAUUCAUUAUUAUGCUUUGGGAUUGCGCUUGAAAAAACGAUUUUGGUUUGCUUUACCAUUAAUACAAGGGACCCGCGAUUUAGGGUCAGAUUGUUUGGCACAAA
Jatropha curcas is the source of this 4547-nucleotide messenger RNA. RefSeq lists its product as uncharacterized. Gene Ontology annotation, molecular function: structural constituent of cytoskeleton; actin binding. The record is from RefSeq and is a predicted model, not a curated record. Lineage: Eukaryota; Viridiplantae; Streptophyta; Magnoliopsida; Malpighiales; Euphorbiaceae. Gene Ontology annotation, cellular component: cytoskeleton.